AUGGCGGCCAGCGGCGGCGGCGGUGAGGAGGAGGCGGCGGCGGCCGUGGCCGUCGUGUCCCCGUCCCCGUCCCCCCCGUCGGUGAGCGGCGUCCCGGGCUGGGAGGUGUCGGUGCGUCCGCUGCUGUCCGCCUCCUACUCCGCCUUCGAGAUGAAGGAGCUGCCGCAGCUCGUGGCCUCGGUCAUCGACAGCGAGUCAGAAAUCCUGCACCACGACAAGCAGUACGAGCCCUUCUACUCAUCCUUCGUCGCGCUUUCCACCCACUACAUCACAACGGUCUGCAGCCUCAUUCCCCGGAAUCAGCUCCAGUCGGUGGCGGCCGCCUGCAAGGUCCUGAUUGAGUUCUCCCUCCUGCGCCUGGAGAACCCGGAUGAGGCCUGCGCCGUAUCCCAGAAACACCUGAUCCUCCUGAUCAAGGGCCUGUGUACCGGCUGCAGCCGGCUGGACAGAACCGAAAUCAUCACCUUCACGGCGAUGAUGAAGUCCGCCAAGCUACCCCAGACGGUGAAAACCCUGUCGGACGUGGAGGAUCAGAAGGAGCUGGCCGUCCCGGUGAGCCCCGAGCUACGGCAGAAGGAGGUGCAGAUGAACUUUCUCAACCAGCUGACGUCCGUCUUCAACCCUCGAGCGGCCACGGCACCGCCCCUCGUGCCUCAGGUGAAGGUGGAAGGAGAAGCAGAUGAGCAGUCGUCCCCGGAUCAAGCGUCUGCCGUGAAGACCAAGAACGUGUUCAUAGCCCAGAACGUGGCCAGCCUGCAAGAGCUCGGAGGCUCGGAAAAGCUGCUCCGAGUGUGCCUGAACCUUCCGUACUUCCUGCGCUACAUCAAUCGGUUCCAGGAUGCCGUGUUGGCCAACUCCUUUUUCAUCAUGCCGGCCACGGUGGCGGAUGCCACUGCCGUCCGCAACGGGUUCCAUUCCCUGGUGAUUGAUGUGACGAUGGCCUUGGACACUCUUUCUCUCCCCGUCUUGGAACCCCUCAAUCCCGCCCGUUUGCAAGAUGUGACCGUGCUGUCCCUCAGCUGCCUGUACGCGGGGGUGAGCGUGGCAACCUGCAUGGCCAUCCUCCACGUGGGCAGCACCCAGCAGGUGCGGACAGGAUCCACAAGCUCUAAAGAGGAAGACUACGAAAACGACGCUGCCACUAUCGUCCAGAAAUGUCUGGAGAUCUACGAGAUGAUUGGGCAGGCGAUCAGCAGUUCCCGCCGGGCCGGAGGCGAGCACUAUCAGAAUUUCCAGCUACUGGGAGCCUGGUGUCUGCUGAACAGCCUCUUCCUCAUCUUGAAUCUCAGCCCGACCGCCCUGGCUGAUAAGGGGAAGGAGAAAGACCCUUUGGCCGCCCUCCGGGUCAGAGACAUCAUUGCUCGCACCAAAGAGGGAGUGGGCUCUCCCAAGCUGGGACCUGGGAAGGGACAUCAAGGAUUUGGGGUCCUGUCGGUCGUGUUGGCAAAUCACGCCAUCAAGCUCCUGACCUCGCUCUUCCAAGACCUGCAAGUGGAAGCGCUCCACAAGGGCUGGGAGACGGACGGCCCUCCCGCGGCACUCAGCAUCAUGGCCCAGAGCACCUCCAUACAGAGGAUUCAGCGGCUGAUCGACUCGGUUCCCCUCACCAACCUGCUGUUGACCUUGCUCUCCACUUCCUACAGAAAGGCCUGCGUCCUGCAGCGCCAGAGGAAGGGUUCCGUGAGCAGCGAUGCCAGCGCCUCCACCGACUCCAAUACCUACUAUGAGGAUGACUUCAGCAGUACGGAGGAGGACAGCAGCCAAGACGAUGACAGCGAGCCCAUCCUGGGCCAGUGGUUCGAGGAGACCAUCUCUCCGAGCAAAGAGAAAGUGGCACCACCCCCUCCGCCGCCCCCGCCGCCGCUGGAGAGCUCUCCCCGCGUGAAAAGCCCCAACAAGCAGGCCGCCGGCGAAAAUGGCAACAUCCUGGCCAGCCGCAAGGAUCCCGAAUUGUUCUUGGGUCUGGCCUCCAACAUCUUGAACUUCAUCACCUCCUCCAUGCUGAACUCCCGGAACAACUUCAUCCGCAACUACCUGAGCGUGUCUCUCUCUGAGCAGCAUAUGGCUACUUUGGCCAGCAUCAUCAAAGAGGUGGACAAAGAUGGACUCAGGGGUUCAUCCGAUGAGGAGUUUGCUGCUGCCCUUUACCAUUUUAACCAUUCCUUAGUUACCUCGGACCUCCAAUCCCCUACACUUCAGAACACCUUGUUGCAGCAGCUGGGAGUCGCUCCUUUCUCCGAGGGCCCCUGGCCCUUGUACAUUCACCCCCAGAGCCUCUCCGUGCUCUCCCGCCUCCUACUCAUCUGGCAACACAAAGCCAACGCCCAGGGGGACCCCGAUGUCCCCGAAUGCCUGAAGGUGUGGGAGAGGUUCGUAGCCACGGUGAAACAGAAUGCCCUCCAGGGGACACUCCCUAAUGACACGGAGGAUUUGAACGUCGAGCACCUGCAGCUGCUGCUGCUGAUCUUCCACAACUUUUCCGAGAAGGGCCGCCGCUCCGUUUUGGCCCUCUGCAUCCAGACCAUCCUGGAAAUCGCGGCCAACAUGGACUCUCAGCUGCGCUCCGUGCCCCUCCUCCUGGCCCGCCUGCUGCUGGUGUUCGACUACCUGCUCCAUCAGUAUUCCAAAGUCCCCACGUACCUCUUCGAACAGGUGCAGUAUAACCUGCUGAGCCCUCCUUUCGGCUGGGCAAGCGGGUCCCAGGACAGCAGCCGCCGUGCCACCCCGCCCCUCUAUCAUGGCUUCAGAGAGGUCGAAGAAAACUGGGCCAAGCACUGCUCAUCAGAUGCGGCCCCGCAGCCCCGAUUCUAUUGCAUCCUGUCGCCAGAAGCCUCGGAGGACGAUUUGAACCGCCUUGAUAAUAUGGUCUGUGAAGUCCUCUUCUCCAGAGCUGUGAGAUACAACGAGCUUUACGCUGCACUGACCUCUCUGGUUGCAGCUGGAUCCCAGUUCGAUACGGUCAGGAGGAAGGAAAGCAAGAACGUAACGGCGCUGGAGGCUUGUGCCCUGCAGUAUUAUUUCUUAGUACUGUGGAGGAUCUUAGGGAUCCUGCCGCCAUCCAAGAAUUACAUGAACCAGCUGGCAAUGAACACCCCCGAGAUGAGCGAAUGUGAUAUUCUGCACACCUUGCGUUGGUCCUCCCGCCUCCGCAUCAGCUCCUACGUCAACUGGAUCAAGGAGCACCUGAUCAAACAAGGCAUGAAAGCGGAACACGCCGGAUCGCUCAUGGAACUGGCCUCCACCAAAUGCAGCUCGGUGAAAUACGACGUGGAAAUAGCAGAAGAGUAUUUUGCCCGACAGAUCUCCUCCUUCUGUGGCAUCGACUGCACCACCAUCCUCCAGCUGCAUGAGAUUCCCAGCCUGCAGUCCAUCUACACCCUCGACGCCGCGAUCUCCAAAGUCCAGGUGUCCCUGGACGAGCACUUUUCCAAGCUGGCGGCCGAGACGGACCCCCACAAAUCAUCCGAGAUUACCAAGAACCUGCUGCCGGCCACCCUGCAGCUCAUUGACACCUACGCGUCGUUUACCAGGUCUUACCUGCUGCAGAGCCUCUCCGAGGAGGGAUCCGCUGAGAACAGACCAGCCGAAGAGAAGCUACGGGGCUACUCCGCCGUCUUGGCUAUCGGCUCGAGCCGCUGCAAGUCAAAUACCUUGGGUCCCAGCCUCGUCCAGAACUUACCGUCGGCAGUGCAGACCCUGUGCGAGUCGUGGAAUAACAUUCACACCAACGAGUUCCCCAACAUCGGGUCUUGGCGCAACGCCUUCGCCAACGACACGAUCCCCGCGGAGAGCUACAUCAGCGCCGUGCAGGCCGCCCACCUGGGGACCCUGUGCAGCCAGAGCCUGCCCUUGGCCGCAUCCCUGAAGCACACCCUCCUCUCCCUGGUCCGCCUGACUGGAGACCUCAUCGUGUGGUCUGAUGAGCUGAACCCACCCCAGGUGAUUCGGACGCUGCUGCCCCUCCUCUUGGAGACCAGCACGGAGAGCGUUGCGGAGAUCAGCAGCAACUCCCUGGAAAGGAUCCUGGGCCCCGCGGAGUCCGACGAGUUCCUGGCUCGCGUUUAUGAGAAGCUGAUCACCGGGUGCUACAACAUUCUGGCCAAUCACCCCGACCCCAACAGUGGGCUGGAUGAAUCCAUCUUGGAGGAGUGUCUGCAGCACCUGGAGAAGCAGCUGGAAAGCAGCCAGGCCCGCAAAGCCAUGGAGGAAUUUUUCUCUGAGAGUGGCGAACUGGUCCAAAUCAUGAUGGCGACGGCCAAUGAGAACCUCUCUGCUAAAUUCUGUAACCGCGUUCUGAAAUUCUUCACCAAACUCUUCCAGCUGACCGAGAAGAGCCCUAACCCCAGCCUGUUACAUCUCUGUGGGUCCCUGGCCCAGCUGGCUUGUGUGGAGCCCGUGCGUCUGCAGGCCUGGCUGACCCGCAUGACCACUUCACCCCCUAAGGACUCCGACCAGCUGGAUGUGAUUCAGGAGAACCGGCAGCUGCUCCAGCUGCUGACGACGUACAUCGUUCGAGAAAACAGCCAAGUUGGAGAAGGCGUGUGCGCUGUACUGCUGAGCACGCUGAUCCCCAUGGCAACAGAGAUGCUGGCCAACGGCGACGGGUCGGGCUUCCCCGAGCUCAUGGUGGUGAUGGCCACGUUGGCCAGCGCCGGGCAAGGCGCUGGGCACCUUCAGCUGCACGGUGCCGCUGUGGACUGGCUGAGCAGAUGCAAGAAAUAUUUGUCCCAGAAGAAUGUGGUCGAAAAAAUGAAUGCCAACGUAAUGCACGGAAAGCAUGUGACCAUUCUGGAGUGCACCUGCCACAUCGUGUCUUACCUGGCCGACGUCACCAACGCGCUGAGCCAGAGCGGCGGGCAGGGCCCCAGUCACGUCUCCGUGGAUGGAGAGGAGCGGGCCAUCGAGGUGGACUCGGACUGGGUGGAGGAGCUGGCGGUGGAAGAGGAGGACUCUCAAGCCGAGGAUUCAGAUGAAGAUUCGCUCUGCAACAAACUCUGCACCUUCACCAUCACGCAGAAAGAAUUCAUGAACCAGCAUUGGUACCACUGUCACACCUGCAAGAUGGUCGACGGGGUUGGGGUGUGCACGGUGUGUGCUAAGGUGUGCCACAAGGACCACGAGAUUUCCUACGCCAAGUACGGGUCGUUUUUCUGCGACUGCGGAGCCAAGGAGGACGGCAGCUGCCUGGCUUUGGUGAAGAGGACGCCCAGCAGUGGCAUGGGCUCCACCCUGAAGGAGUCGGCAUUCCAGAGCGAGCCCCGGGUAGCGGAGAGCGUGGUUCGCCACGCCAGCGGCUCUCCCGCCGACAAGGCCAAAGUGACCAUCAACGACGGGAAGGCCGCCGACGAGGAGAAGCCCAAGAAAAGCAGCCUGUGCCGCAACGUGGACGGCUGCCGGGAAGAACUCCGCUCCCAGGCCAACUUUUCCUUUGCCCCCCUCGUGCUGGACAUGCUGAGCUUCCUCAUGGAUUCCAUCCAGAUCAACUUCCAGCAGGCUUCGGCCAUGGGCAGCAGCAGCCGGGCCCAACAAGCUCUCAACGAGUUGCACACCUUGGACAAGAUGGUGGAAAUGACGGACCAGCUGAUGGUCCCCACGCUCGGUUCCCAGGAAGGAGCCUUCGAAAACGUGCGGAUGAACUACAGCGGGGACCAGGGCCAGACCAUCCGGCAGCUGAUCAGUGCCCACGUGCUGCGGCGCGUGGCCAUGUGCGUGCUGUCCUCCCCUCACGGCCGCCGCCAACACCUGGCCGUCAGCCACGAGAAAGGCAAGAUCACGGUUCUGCAACUGUCUGCCCUGCUCAAGCAAGCGGAUUCCAGCAAGAGGAAACUAACGCUGACCCGCUUGGCGUCCGCCCCAGUCCCCUUCACGGUGCUGAGCCUCACCGGAAACCCCUGCAAGGAGGACUACCUUGCUGUUUGUGGCCUGAAGGACUGUCACGUGCUGACAUUCAGCAGCUCCGGCUCCGUGUCCGAUCACCUGGUGCUCCACCCUCAACUGGCCACGGGCAAUUUCAUCAUCAAAGCCGUGUGGUUGCCCGGCUCACAGACGGAACUGGCCAUCGUCACCGCCGACUUCGUCAAGAUUUAUGACCUGUCUGUUGAUGCCCUGAGCCCCACUUUCUACUUUCUCCUGCCGAGCUCAAAGAUCCGGGAUGUGACUUUCCUCUUCAACGAAGAGGGGAAGAAUAUCAUCGUCAUCAUGUCCUCGGCGGGGUACAUAUACACUCAGCUCAUGGAGGAGGCCAGUAGCGCCCAGCACGGACCCUUUUAUGUCACCAACGUGCUGGAAGUCAACCACGAGGAGCUGAAGGAUAGCAACAGCCAAGUGGCCGGCGGCGGCGUCUCGGUGUACUACUCCCAUGUGCUGCAGAUGCUCUUCUUCAGCUACUGUCAAGGCAAAUCCUUCGCAGCCACCAUCAGCAGGGCCACCCUGGAGGUGCAGCGGCUCUUCCCCGUCAACAUCAAGAGUUCCAACGGAGGCAGUAAGACCACCCCUGCCCUUUGUCAGUGGUCUGAGGUCAUGAAUCACCCCGGCUUGGUGUGCUGCGUCCAGCAGACCACUGGCGUGCCGCUGGUGGUCAUGGUCAAACCUGACACCUUCCUCAUCCAAGAAAUCAAGACCUUGCCAGCCAAAGCAAAGAUUCAGGACAUGGUGGCAAUCCGGCACACAGCCUGCAACGAGCAGCAGAGGACCACCAUGAUCCUGCUGUGUGAGGACGGCAGCCUGCGCAUCUACAUGGCCAACGUGGAGAAUACCUCGUACUGGCUCCAGCCCUCCCUCCAGCCGAGCAGCGUCAUCAGCAUCAUGAAGCCUGUGAGGAAGCGCAAGGCAACCGCCAUCACAACCCGCACCUCCAGUCAGGUGACCUUCCCCAUUGACUUCUUUGAGCACAACCAGCAGCUGACGGACGUUGAGUUUGGCGGCAACGACCUCCUGCAGGUCUACAAUGCCCAGCAGAUAAAGCACCGGCUCAACUCCACUGGCAUGUAUGUGGCCAAUACUAAGCCCGGCGGCUUCACCAUCGAGGUCAGUAACAAUAAUAGCACCAUGGUGAUGACGGGCAUGCGCAUUCAGAUCGGGACCCAGGCGAUCGAGAGAGCCCCCUCCUACAUUGAGAUCUUUGGCCGCACCAUGCAGCUUAACAUGACCCGGGCCCGCUGGUUUGACUUCCCCUUCACACGAGAGGAGGCCCUGCAAGCCGACAAGAAGCUGACCAUCUUCAUUGGGGCCUCGGUGGACCCCGCGGGCGUCACGAUGAUGGACGGCGUCAAGAUUUACGGCAAGACCAAAGAACAGUUCGGCUGGCCUGACGAGCCCCCGGAGGAGUUCCCCUCAGCUUCGGUCAGCAACAUCUGUCCCCCGAACCUGAGCCAGAGCAAUGGCGCUGGAGAGAGCGACCCGGCCGCCCCCGCUGCCACCAGUGGAACGGUCUUGGAAAGGCUAGUUGUGAAUUCUUUGGAAGCCUUGGAAAGCUGCUUUGCUGUGGGCCCAGUCAAUGAGAAGGAGAAGAGCAAAACGGCGGCUCAGGAGCUGGCCACGGCGCUGCUGUCGAUGCCGGCUCCUUCCAGCGUUCAGCAACAGACCAAGAGCCUGCUAGCCAGCCUGCACACCAGCCGUUCGGCCUAUCACAACCACAAGGAUCAGGCGUUGUUGAGCAAAGCCGUGCAGUGCCUCAACUCCUCUACCAAGGACGGGAAGGAGCUGGACCCCGAGGUGUUCCAGCGUUUGGUCAUCACCGCUCGCUCCAUCGCUAUCAUGCGCCCCAGCAACCUGGUCCAUUUCACCGAGACAGAAGGAGGAGUCGACGAGGGGAAGGAGCCCCAGAAACCUGCCGAAGGAGAGGGUUGCAGUUUCAUCACCCACCUGGUCAACCAUUUCUGGAAACUCCACGCGUCCAAACCCAAGAACGCCUUCCUGGCUCCUGCUUGCCUGCCAGGCCUGACUCACGUUGAAGCCACUGUCAAUGCCCUGGUGGACAUUAUCCAUGGCUACUGCACCUGUGAGCUGGACUGCAUCAACACGGCUUCCAAGAUCUACAUGCAGAUGCUGCUGUGCCCCGACCCCGCCGUGAGUUUCUCCUGCAAACAAGCUUUGAUCCGAGUGCUGAGACCCAGGAACAAACGGAGACACGUCACCCUGCCCUCCUCCCCUCGCAGCAACACGCCGAUGGGAGACAAGGACGAUGACGACGACGACGACGCGGAUGAGAAAAUGCAGUCUUCUGGGAUCCCCAAUGGCGGGCACAUCCGCCAAGAGAGCCAGGAGCAGAGUGAGGUGGAUCACGGGGACUUUGAGAUGGUGUCCGAGUCCAUGGUGUUGGAAACGGCUGAGAGCGCCAACAACGGCAACCCCUCUCCCCUGGAGGCUCUGCUAGCGGGUGCGGAGGGUUUCCCCCCUAUGUUGGACAUUCCCCCCGACGCGGAUGACGAGACCAUGGUGGAACUGGCCAUUGCCCUGAGCCUGCAGCAGGACCAGCAAGGGAGCAGUAGCAGUGCCCUUGGACUGCAGAGUCUGGGGCUGUCUGGCCAGGCACCCAGCUCUUCCUCACUUGAUGCAGGAACCCUGUCUGACACUACGGCAUCAGCCCCAGCGUCGGACGACGAAGGCAGCACCGCGGCAACGGAUGGUUCCACCCUGCGGACCUCCCCCGCCGACCACGGCGGCAGCGUGGGCUCGGAGAGCGGAGGGAGCGCCGUGGACUCGGUGGCCGGCGAGCACAGUGUGUCGGGCCGCAGCAGCGCCUACGGAGACGCUACCGCCGAGGGACACCCAGCUGGGCCGGGCAGCGUCAGCUCGAGCACGGGGGCCAUCAGCACCACCACGGGUCAGCAGGAAGGAGACGGCUCGGAGGGGGAAGGAGAAGCCGAAGGAGAUGUCCACACCAGUAACAGGCUGCAUAUGGUCCGCCUGAUGCUGUUGGAGAGACUGCUGCAGACCUUGCCUCAGCUGCGCAACGUGGGCGGGGUCCGAGCCAUUCCUUACAUGCAGGUCAUUCUGAUGCUUACGACCGACCUGGAUGGGGACGACGAGAAGGACAAGGGAGCCCUGGAUAAUCUGCUCUCCCAACUGAUCGCAGAACUGGGCAUGGAUAAGAAGGAUGUGUCUAAGAAGAAUGAGCGCUGCGCCCUGAAUGAAGUGCAUUUGGUGGUGAUGAGGCUAUUGAGCGUCUUCAUGUCCAGAACCAAAUCGGGAUCCAAGUCCUCCAUCUGUGAGUCGUCGUCCCUCAUCUCCAGCGCCACGGCGGCGGCCCUGCUGAGCUCCGGGGCUGUGGACUACUGUCUGCACGUCCUUAAGUGCCUGCUGGACUACUGGAAGGGCCAACAGAACGACGAGGAGCCGGCCGCCACCAGCCAGCUGCUAAAGCCCCACACCACCACGUCUCCUCCGGACAUGAGCCCCUUCUUCCUCCGCCAGUACGUGAAGGGCCACGCCGCCGACGUGUUUGAAGCCUACACGCAGCUCCUGACGGAGAUGGUGUUGCGGCUUCCCUAUCAAAUCAAGAAGAUUGCCGACACCAACUCCCGCAUUCCGCCCCCCGUCUUCGACCACUCCUGGUUCUACUUCCUGUCAGAGUAUCUGAUGAUCCAGCAGACGCCGUUCGUGCGCCGCCAAGUCCGCAAGCUCCUGCUCUUCAUCUGCGGCUCCAAGGAGAAGUACCGCCAGCUCCGCGACCUGCACACCCUGGACUCCCACGUGCGCGGGAUCAAGAAGCUGCUGGAGGAGCAGGGCAUCUUCCUGCGGGCCAGCGUGGUGACCGCCAGCUCGGGGUCCGCCCUGCAGUACGACACGCUCAUCAGCCUGAUGGAGCACCUGAAGGCCUGCGCGGAGAUCGCCACGCAGCGCACCGUCAACUGGCAGAAAUUCUGCAUCAAAGAUGAUUCCGUCCUGUAUUUCCUCCUCCAAGUCAGUUUUCUGGUGGACGAGGGGGUGUCCCCCGUGCUGCUGCAGCUGCUGUCCUGUGCCCUCUGCGGCAGCAAGGUGCUGUCGGCGGCCUCUUCCUCCGCCACGUCCAGCGCCUCCUCCUCCUCUGGCCCGGGGGCCUCCGGCUCGGGACAGCCGGCAGCGCAGAGCAAGUCGUCCACCAAGAAGAGCAAGAAGGAAGAGAAGGAAAAAGAGAAAGAGAGCGAAAGCUCGGGGAGUCAAGAAGACCAGCUGUGCACGGCCCUGGUGAAUCAGCUGAACAAAUUUGCCGACAAGGAGACGCUCAUCCAGUUCCUGCGCUGCUUCCUUCUGGAGUCCAACUCCUCUUCUGUCCGCUGGCAAGCCCAUUGCUUAGCCCUGCACAUCUACAGGAACUCCAACAAGUCUCAACAGGAGCUCCUGCUGGACCUGAUGUGGUCCAUCUGGCCGGAGCUCCCAGCCUAUGGCCGGAAGGCCGCCCAGUUUGUGGAUCUCCUGGGUUACUUCUCCCUGAAAACCCCACAGACGGAGAAAAAGUUAAAGGAGUAUUCCCAGAAGGCGGUGGAGAUUCUCCGAACCCAAAACCACAUCCUCACUAACCAUCCCAAUUCCAACAUUUACAACACCCUGUCUGGCCUGGUGGAGUUCGAUGGCUACUAUCUGGAGAGCGACCCGUGCCUGGUGUGCAACAACCCAGAAGUGCCGUUCUGUUACAUCAAGUUGUCCUCAAUCAAGGUGGACACACGCUACACCACCACCCAGCAGGUGGUGAAACUAAUCGGGAGCCACACCAUCAGCAAAGUGACCGUGAAGAUCGGGGACCUGAAGCGGACCAAGAUGGUGCGGACCAUCAACCUCUACUACAACAAUCGGACCGUGCAAGCCAUCGUGGAGCUGAAAAACAAGCCCGCUCGCUGGCACAAAGCCAAGAAGGUGCAACUGACCCCCGGCCAGACUGAAGUGAAGAUAGACUUACCCUUGCCUAUCGUGGCCUCCAACCUCAUGAUUGAAUUUGCCGACUUCUACGAAAAUUACCAAGCCUCCACAGAGACGCUGCAGUGCCCGCGCUGCAGCGCCUCUGUGCCCGCCAACCCCGGCGUGUGCGGCAACUGUGGGGAGAACGUCUACCAGUGCCACAAGUGCAGGUCGAUCAACUAUGAUGAAAAGGAUCCAUUCCUGUGCAACGCCUGCGGCUUCUGUAAAUACGCCCGCUUUGACUUCAUGCUGUACGCCAAGCCCUGCUGUGCUGUGGAUCCCAUCGAGAACGAAGAGGAUCGGAAAAAGGCUGUGACUAACAUCAACACGCUGCUGGACAAGGCCGACCGAGUGUAUCAUCAGCUGAUGGGACACCGGCCCCAGCUGGAGAACCUGCUGUGCAAAGUGAACGAGGCCGCUCCCGAAAAGCCCCAGGAUGAUGCUGGAAACGCCGGGGGCAUCAGCUCCACCUCAGCCAGUGUGAACCGCUACAUCCUCCAGCUGGCCCAGGAGUACUGUGGCGACUGCAAGAACUCCUUUGACGAGCUCUCUAAGAUCAUCCAGAAAGUGUUUGCCUCCCGGAAGGAGCUGCUGGAGUACGACCUCCAGCAGAGAGAGGCGGCCACCAAGUCGUCGCGGACCACGGUGCAGCCCACGUUCACGGCGAGCCAGUACCGGGCCCUGUCCGUCCUGGGCUGCGGCCACACGUCUUCCACCAAGUGCUACGGCUGCGCCUCGGCUGUCACGGAGCACUGCAUCACCCUGCUCCGGGCCCUGGCCACCAACCCGGCCCUGCGGCACAUCCUCGUUUCCCAGGGGCUCAUCCGGGAGCUCUUUGACUACAACCUGCGCCGGGGGGCAGCCGCCAUGAGGGAGGAAGUCCGCCAACUCAUGUGCCUUCUCACCAGGGACAAUCCCGAAGCCACCCAGAAAAUGAACGACCUGAUCAUCAGCAAGGUCUCCGCAGCUCUGAAAGGCCACUGGGCGAACCCCGAUUUGGCCAGCAGCCUCCAGUACGAAAUGCUGCUCCUGACCGACUCCAUCUCCAAGGAGGACAGCUGCUGGGAACUGAGGCUGCGCUGCGCCCUCAGCCUUUUCCUAAUGGCUGUGAACAUAAAAACUCCUGUGGUUGUUGAGAACAUCACCCUCAUGUGCCUGCGAAUUCUACAGAAGCUGAUCAAACCACCAUCUCCCACCAGCAAGAAAAACAAGGACGUCCCCGUUGAGGCUCUGACCACGGUCAAGCCCUACUGCAACGAGAUUCACGCCCAGGCCCAACCGUGGCUCAAAAGAGACCCCAAAGCCUCGUACGAGACCUGGAAGAAGUGCCUGCCGGCCAGAGGGGUGGACGCCAACGGGAAGGCGCCCAGCAGAGCGGAGCUGCGCCAGUUAUAUCUGUCGGAGAAGUACAUGUGGAGGUGGAAGCAGUUCAUGAGCAGGCGGGGGAAGAGGACCUCCCCGCUGGACCUCAAGCUGGGACACAACAACUGGCUGCGGCAGGUUCUGUUCACCCCUGCUACCCAGGCAGCGCGCCAGGCAGCCUGCACCAUCGUGGAAGCCCUGGCGACCAUCCCGAGCCGCAAACAACAAGUCCUGGACCUCCUCACCAGUUAUUUGGACGAGCUGAGCAUCGCAGGGGAAUGUGCGGCCGAGUACCUGGGGCUGUACCAGAAGCUCAUCAAGCCUGCGCACUGGAAGGUUUACCUGGCAGCCAGAGGAGUCCUGCCUUACGUCGGCAACCUCAUCACAAAGGAAAUAGCCCGUCUGCUGGCCCUGGAAGAAGCCACCCUGAGCACCGACCUACAGCAGGGCUAUGCCCUCAAGAGCCUCACAGGUCUCCUCUCCUCCUUCGUUGAGGUGGAAUCCAUCAAACGACACUUCAAAAGCCGUCUGGUGGGCACCGUGCUCAACGGCUACCUGUGUUUGCGCAAGCUGGUGGUCCAGAGGACCAAACUGAUCGAUGAGACCCAGGACAUGCUGUUGGAGAUGCUCGAGGACAUGACUACAGGUACAGAAUCCGAAACGAAGGCUUUCAUGGCUGUGUGCAUUGAAACAGCCAAGCGCUACAGCUUAGACGACUAUAGGACACCUGUCUUCAUCUUCGAGAGGCUUUGCAGUAUCAUCUACCCUGAGGAGAACGAGGUGACGGAGUUCUUCGUGACCCUGGAGAAGGAUCCCCAGCAGGAAGACUUCCUGCAGGGCAGAAUGCCCGGCAACCCCUACAGCAGCAACGAGCCGGGCAUCGGCCCCCUGAUGAGGGACAUCAAAAACAAGAUCUGCCAGGACUGCGACCUCGUGGCCCUCCUGGAAGACGACAGCGGAAUGGAGCUGUUAGUAAACAAUAAGAUCAUCAGCUUGGACCUUCCCGUGGCCGAAGUUUACAAGAAGGUCUGGUGUCCAACAAAUGAGGGAGAGCCUAUGAGGAUCAUUUACCGGAUGCGGGGGCUGCUGGGAGAUGCCACUGAGGAAUUCAUUGAGUCUCUUGACUCCACCACGGAUGAAGAAGAGGAUGAGGAAGAGGUGUAUAAGAUGGCUGGGGUGAUGGCACAGUGUGGAGGCCUGGACUGUAUGCUCAACAGGCUCGCGGGUAUCAAGGACUUCAAGCAGGGCCGCCACCUCCUGACGGUGCUGCUCAAACUGUUCAGCUACUGUGUGAAGGUGAAAGUGAAUCGGCAGCAGCUGGUCAACCCCGAGAUGAACACUCUGAAUGUCAUGCUGGGAACUCUCAACUUGGCCCUGGUGGCCGAGCAGGAAAGCAAGGACAGUGGAGGGGCGGCUGUGGCGGAACAAGUGCUCAGCAUCAUGGAAAUCAUCCUGGAUGAGUCCAAUGCCGAGCCCUUGAGCGAAGACAAGGGGAGCCUCCUGCUGACCGGGGACAAGGACCAGCUGGUGAUGCUCCUGGACCAGAUCAACAGCACCUUCGUGCGCUCCAACCCCAGCGUCCUGCAGGGCCUGCUGCGGAUCAUCCCCUACCUGUCCUUCGGCGAAACGGAGAAAAUGCGGAUCCUGGUGGACCGCUUCAAGCCGUACUGCAGCUUCGACAAGUACGAUGAGGAGCACAGCGGUGAUGAUAAAGUCUUCCUGGACUGCUUCUGUAAGAUCGCAGCGGGCAUCAAAAACAACAGCAACGGGCACCAGCUGAAAGACCUGAUCCUCCAGAAGGGAAUCACUCAGAAUGCGCUCGACUACAUGAAAAAGCACAUACCCAGUGCCAAGAAUUUGGAUGCUGACGUCUGGAAGAAGUUCCUGUCUCGCCCCGCCCUUCCCUUCAUCCUAAGGCUCCUUCGAGGGCUGGCCAUUCAGCACCCGGCAACCCAGAUGCUGAUCGGGACGGACUCCAUCACGAACCUGCACAAACUGGAGCAGGUGUCGAGCGACGAGGGGAUCGGCACCCUAGCCGAAAACCUGCUAGAAGCGCUGAGGGAGCACCCGGAGGUGAACAAGAAGAUCGACGCCGCCAGGAAGGAGACCCGAGCGGAGAAGAAGCGCAUGGCCAUGGCAAUGAGGCAGAAGGCCCUGGGCACCCUCGGCAUGACGACGAACGAGAAGGGCCAGGUGGUUACCAAGACGGCCCUGCUGAAACAGAUGGAAGAGCUGAUUGAGGAGCCGGGACUCACUUGCUGCAUCUGCCGAGAGGGCUACAAGUUCCAGCCCACCAAGGUCCUGGGGAUUUACACCUUCACCAAGCGGGUGGCCUUGGAAGAGCUGGAGAACAAGCCCCGGAAGCAGCAGGGCUACAGCACCGUGUCUCACUUCAACAUUGUGCACUACGACUGUCACCUGGCAGCCGUCAGGCUGGCCCGAGGGCGUGAGGAGUGGGAGAGCGCGGCCCUUCAGAACGCCAACACAAAGUGCAACGGGCUUCUCCCCGUCUGGGGACCCCACGUCCCCGAAUCAGCUUUUGCCACUUGCUUGGCGAGGCACAACACUUACCUCCAGGAAUGCACGGGCCAGCGGGAGCCCACCUACCAGCUCAACGUCCACGACAUCAAGCUGCUCUUCCUGCGCUUCGCCAUGGAGCAGUCGUUCAGCGUCGACACCGGAGGGGGAGGCCGCGAGAGCAACAUCCACCUCAUUCCGUACAUCGUCCACACCGUGCUCUACGUUCUCAACACAACUCGAGCAACCUCUAGAGAAGAGAAGAACCUCCAGAGCUUUCUGGAGCAGCCCAAGGAGAAAUGGGUGGAGAGUGCCUUUGAGGUGGACGGGCCUCACUACUAUACGGUCCUGGCCCUUCACAUCUUGCCCCCAGAGAAGUGGAAAGCCACCCGCGUGGAGAUUCUGCAGAGGCUUUUGGUCAUCUCCCAGGCCCGGGUGGUGUCGCCUGGGGGAGCCAGCAGGCUGACGGAUAAAGCCGUGAAGGAUUAUUCAGUCUACCGCUCUAGUCUUCUCUUUUGGGCCCUAGUCGAUCUCAUUUACACCAUGUUUAAGAGGGUGCCUACCAGCAACACGGAGGGAGGCUGGUCCUGCUCUCUCGCUGAAUUCAUCCGCCACAACGACAUGCCUAUCUACGAAGCGGCAGACAAGGCCUUGAAGACGUUCCAGGAGGAGUUCAUGCCCGUGGAGACCUUCUCGGAGUUCCUGGACGUGGCAGGACUUUUAUCAGAAAUCAACGAUCCCGACAGCUUCCUGAAUGACCUUUUGAACUCGAUCCCCUGAGCGUGGGGCAUGGGGAAAAAGCAACCUGCCAAGACCGAGAUCGGCUUGCCCUCCCUCCCUCCCCUCCUCUGUGUUCCUCCUCGCCUGCACCGUUUCUUCCAGGUGUGCUGCGGCUCUGGCCCCCGCCCCCCUCUCCCUCCCCCCGACUCCCCGUCGAUCAGUUUUUCUAGGACUGGUCUGGGGGUUUUAGGCUUCUCGUUUUAUCUUGUGUGUGCAGUGCUAUAGCUAUGAAGUUGUAUGUAACCCAAGAGAUUGAAGGAACUUACUCGUCCCGAGGAGCCACGACUCAUCCCGAUGAAACCGAGUGUUUGGGUGUGCCCAUCUUGAAAAUAAACGAAUUAAAUGCAAACGGGAAA
Molecule: messenger RNA, 15890 nt
Organism: Tachyglossus aculeatus (Australian echidna)
Lineage: Eukaryota; Metazoa; Chordata; Mammalia; Monotremata; Tachyglossidae
Gene: UBR4
Product: ubiquitin protein ligase E3 component n-recognin 4
Exons: 106
Coding region: 1-15534 (5177 amino acids)
Molecular function (GO): zinc ion binding; protein binding
Source: RefSeq, a predicted model, not a curated record